GAAACUGGGCAGAAGCCAUUUUGGGCAGCAGAUUAAUGAAACGCUGCCUUCACAGCUGUGUGUUUACUGAAGGAGUAUACCCGUGAAGAAGGCUUCAUUUUCUCCAAAUUAGAAGCAAUUGGAGCUAGGGCUCGCGAAGAAGAUUUCCCCAAUUCUCUCUACCUUCGAGCUAAAGUUCGUCAGCGAGGAGGAGGCCCAAAUGAAGCCAGCCCAAGAAGCUAAUUGGACCAGAAAGAUGAUGAUCAGAAGCUGUUGACGGUUGGAGAGCGAUUCAGAGUCAGUUAGGAGUUGCUCGAGAAGCUUCGAGUUAGUUGUAGUUCUUCCCCUUUCCCUCUUUUCUUUUUCUUUUCUGUUUUACGAUUACCCUAUAUAAAGGGUUGUAAUAGCAUUUUGUGAGGGUGACAGACGGUGUACUUAGAUUAGGUUUAUCAUUUUCAGUUAGGUUUAUUAAGCUUUUCUCAGAGAUAGAACUCCACUCUUUUCACUGGAACUUGGAACUCGGAGACAAUUACAUUGGGUGUCAGACUUUGCGAUUUUCUUUGAUUUCUGGACAGAACCUACAAACUGCAUUGAAAGAUCCAAAAGUAUCUUCAGUCUCUCCUAUUCAUUAACUCCAGAUACCACCUGAAGGUAACAGUAUAAGCUUUGACCUAUAGCAAUGAGCAGCUCUGCUGCUGGAACCUCAUCAAAACCAAGAGCAGCUUCCUCACAACCAUCAGAAACUUCAUCCAAGCGCAAAAGAGGAGUUUUCCAAAAAGAAUUGCAGCACAUGAUGUAUGGCUUUGGAGAUGAUCCUAAUCCGCUUCCUGAAAGUGUGGCUCUUAUGGAGGACAUUGUUGUGGAAUAUGUCACAGAACUGGUUCAUAAAGCCCAAGAUAUCGGAUCUCAAAGAGGGAAGCUAUCAGUUGAGGAUUUUCUCUAUUUGAUUCGCAAGGAUUUGCCGAAACUUAACCGCUGUACGGAACUACUGUCUAUGAAUGAAGAACUGAAACAAGCAAGAAAGGUUUUUGAGUCAGAUGAAGAGAAACUGAGGAAGGUUUUUGAGGUGGACGAGGCCGUGGAAGGAUGAGUAACGGAGAUUACUGAAAAAUGCACUAAUGUUUAGUUUUUCUGAUGAUGUGGAUUUUAAAUUAAUGCCUUCUAAUCCAUGUCGAAUUGAAAUAUUAUUUUAUCUUCUUGUUCAAAUUUAAUGUGACAAGAUUGGUUUAAUUAUUCGAAUGGUGUCUAUGUUGAGUUGA
Molecule: messenger RNA, 1238 nt
Organism: Vigna radiata var. radiata (mung bean)
Lineage: Eukaryota; Viridiplantae; Streptophyta; Magnoliopsida; Fabales; Fabaceae
Product: transcription initiation factor TFIID subunit 13
Exons: 6
Coding region: 659-1069 (136 amino acids)
Biological process (GO): transcription by RNA polymerase II
Molecular function (GO): protein heterodimerization activity
Source: RefSeq, a predicted model, not a curated record